Saccoglossus kowalevskii is the source of this 1050-nucleotide messenger RNA. Its product is annotated as galactosylceramide sulfotransferase-like. The record is from RefSeq and is a predicted model, not a curated record. Gene Ontology annotation, cellular component: membrane. Gene Ontology annotation, biological process: glycolipid biosynthetic process. Gene Ontology annotation, molecular function: galactosylceramide sulfotransferase activity. Lineage: Eukaryota; Metazoa; Hemichordata; Enteropneusta; Harrimaniidae.
AUGGGGUUCUGUCAGAAUGGGAACGUUAUUUACUGUCUGACCCUGUCCAAUGAACAUGUCCAAGAAUUACCAGUGUGCAACCCAAAACACAAGAUAGUGUUUCUAAAGACGUACAAGACUGCAAGUACGACUACGUGCACGAUAAUACAACGUUACGCCCUUAUAAGAAACCUCACGUUCGCAUUGCCGAAAACCAAACAUUUUCACAUGUUUGAUGAAGUGGCACCGUUCAAUACCAAUAUGGUGUACAAGUACAAUGACAGAAAACAAGGACAAUAUGACUUGGUGGCCAGCCAUCUCAUAUUUAAUAAAGAAAAGCUCGAGAAAGUUGUUAUAGACGCAAAGUACAUAACGAUCUUGAGAGAGCCUGUUACUAGGUUUGAAUCACAUUUUUCCUAUUUUGAAGCAGCAAAAUAUCUGAAAAUAACAAAACGUCGGAACGCUUUAGAAACAUUUUUCAAAACCCCAGAUAAAUACAUAAUGAAGCCAGGUAAUUUCCUCGGUAAACACCAUCUACAUAAUGGUAUGGCAUUCACCUUAGGAAUGUCUGAAUACAUACACCUGGCCAACGAAAGUUUUCUUCAAAAAAACAUUGACCAAUUAGACCGUGAACUAGAUCUUGUCAUGAUUUCUGAAUAUUACGAUGAAUCACUAUUGCUCCUAAAGAAACUACUGUGUUGGGAAUGGGAAGAUAUUCUAUACAUUUCGAAAGGUAUAAGGAGUGAUAAAUAUAAGAUUAAUCUGAGUGAUACAUUGGUAGAGAAAAUUAAACAAUAUAACUCUGUCGAUGUUAAACUCUAUCAACAUUUUAACCAGACAUUCUGGCAGAGGGUCGCUAACUAUGGACCUCAAUUUAACAACGACUUGCUCGAAUUCCGUCAACGACUUUCAAGGUUUUAUACGGAUUGUAUUGAUGUUUCAAAGACAGGCCAUAAUGCUAAAAAGGAAGACACUUUAGUUAUGAGAUCCGAUGCUAACGACUUCUGCAAAAAAUCUUUUAUCAGGGCAUACGAAUUCAACAACCUUGCGUACAAAUCAAACUUGUACUAA